AUGGCCCCUCGGUUCCAAAGCGUUGCUGUCAUUGGCGCAGGUCCAUCCGGUAUCUCUGCUGUCAAAGCCUUGAAAGAGGAAAAUAUCUUUCCAACGAUACGUCUCUUUGAGCGACGUAACAAAGUGGGAGGAAUUUGGCACCUCGAUGAGAUCCCUGAUCAGUUUCCAUCACCAGGGGUCUCAAGCCGAACGGAUAACGAAAUUCCAGCUCGCCUUCCAUUGCUGACGUCUCCUUCGCCAGAAGACUUGACAUCUCGCACUGCCAUCUACGAAGGUCUUGAUAGCAAUGUGGGCGCGAAGGCCAUGGCCUUCACACACACACCAUUUCCGAAUCGCUACUCUGCCUCAUCCACCAGAAACUUGGGGCAUUCCAAUCCUACAAGGCCCUUUCGUGUUGUUGCGAAGUACUUGGAAGACUUUUUCCAGGAUUAUCUUCAUCUAGCUUCUCUCAACACGACAGUUGAGAAGGUGGAAAAGUUGGGACACCAAUGGAACCUGACGCUUCGACAAUCUGGUCACUCAGAUGGAACCAAUCCGAAAGAUUACUGGUGGGAGGAACAAUUUGACGCUGUGAUCGUUGCAUCUGGUCAUUAUAGUGUGCCAUUGGUUCCUGAUAUACCCGGACUCGCUACUGCCCUUGAACGCUAUCCGACUGCGUUUGAGCAUUCCAAGGCAUAUCGAAGAGCCGAUGACUACGUGAAUAAACGAGUGGUAGUAGUUGGAGGCAGUGUCUCCUCGGCAGAUCUUGUCGCGGAUUUGCAUUCAAUUGUUCAAGGGCCCCUCGAAUUAUCACAGAGAGGAAUAAACGAGGCGCUUCAAUCCGCCUGGAGUUUACCAAAUGUCAAGGCUAGACCUACCAUUAAGGAGAUUACAUUGUCUGAACAGGGGAUACAUGUCAGAUUCUCUGAUGAUACGGUUAUAGAGGGUGUGGACAAGAUCAUUUUCGCCACGGGGUACAAGCUCUCUUAUCCAUUCAUUUCACCUAAUCCUGUAACUCCCAACAAUCGAGUAGCAGGGUUUUACCAGCAUAUCUUCAAGAUUGGAGAUCCAUCGCUGGCACUUGUUGGUCAGGUUCGCGCCGGAAUCAGUUUUCGGGUUUAUGAAUACCAGGCUGUGGCUGUGGCCCGCUACUUUGCCGGAAGGAAUGCAGCACCCUUGCCAACGCCACAAGAGCAAGAUUUUUGGGAGGUCAAGAGACUUCAAUACAAAGGCCAUACAGCUCUUUUCCACGAAAUCAAGCCCGAUUUUGAAGAAUACUUCGAUUUCUUAACAAAUUUGGCUGGUCCCCCAGCACCAGGAACAGAUGGCUACGAGCUUCCUCCUUGGGAAGAUCGAUGGGCCGAGCAAGCAUUUGAAGUUCUUCAGCUCAAAGAUAAAUACUGGAAGUCACUGCAAAAGGCAGCCAGUGGUGAACGCAAACCAGUAUCUAAGUUAUGA
Molecule: messenger RNA, 1437 nt
Organism: Penicillium soppii
Lineage: Eukaryota; Fungi; Ascomycota; Eurotiomycetes; Eurotiales; Aspergillaceae
Exons: 1
Coding region: 1-1437 (478 amino acids)
Molecular function (GO): flavin adenine dinucleotide binding; NADP binding; N,N-dimethylaniline monooxygenase activity
Source: RefSeq, a predicted model, not a curated record